Messenger RNA from Rubroshorea leprosula, 1921 nucleotides. The record is from the annotation of a GenBank genome assembly. Lineage: Eukaryota; Viridiplantae; Streptophyta; Magnoliopsida; Malvales; Dipterocarpaceae.
AACGAAUCUCCAUCGGACAGCCGCCAAUUUCUGUUAAUUCCCGUUAUUUCCCGCCACCCAAAUCUAAAAGGAAUUUGAUUUGUGUAAAUAUAAUGAUUUUGAGGUCUGGGGAUGGUUUAAGUUUGUGGCGGAGUUAACGGGAGCCAAGAAAAAGGAAAGGCCCCGGGGUUCAGGGAGUUUGAUUUCUGAACUGGGUUUCUCUCGGAAAUUAUGCUCCAGCUUUGUUUGAUGGCUUCUCAUGGGUACCCUCCUGGGCUUGUUUUUCCCCAAGAUCAGGGCACCGUCAGGACGAUCAAGGAGUUUGCACCUUGUCUACCUAUUCGGGAAGCAAGACAAGACCUAGUACAAUGUGGGGUCCGCAAUCUGAGGUUAAAUGAAUACCAGGAGCCCUGGAAACCAAUCACUGCGCUCUGUGGGGCUAACCAGCUUCAAAAGUUUGACUCAACAGUUGGGAAGCCCUUAGUUCUUGACAUGCAAGAUGCUUGCUCCAGCUCAGUACUCUUCAGCUUUGGGAUAGCUGAAAAUUGUGCGAGACAUGAAAAAAUUGUAAGGUUUCUUACAUCUGGAUCGCGUGAAUUGGAGAAAGGUGGAUUAGAUUUAUCUUCAUUGUCUAACUUGAUGGUGCUUCAACCAAACCUUCAACCGUUAUUGUUUGAUAUGCAUCAACAAGAACUUGCUUCAUCUCUAAUUUACCCUAAGCCUAGUAUCAGAGUUGAUGAUGACAAGCCUUUGCUGGACUUCAUUGGUGAUAUGGUUUGUAAUUCAAAAAUUACUGUUAACCCAGAUGGUCGAGUUCUAGUAACAGGCAGUGGGACAGAGAUGAAAGAUAUCCUUCCAAUAGUUGCUGAAUUUUGCUUGUCAAAAAACUCAAGCAAGUCUAGCAAGCAACCUAUGUUGGUCCCAUAUUUUGAUAGGCCUAAAAGCCGCAGAACACGGGCUGCCCUUAGCUUGUCUUCUCAAAAGUUGGAUGCUGUGACCAUCACACCGGCAAAGAGUCCCGAGAAAACUAAGGUCAAGCCAUUGCCAAAGAAGAAAAACUCACGGAAGGUAGGCAGAGAAAGGGAUCUCUACAAAAAGAACUUCUUCCAUGCAUGUGAGAGCCUACUUUCCUUAAUGAUGAACAAGAGACGGGAUGGAAAAAUGGCAAUUCUUUCUAUCCAGAAAUCUGGUAGGGAAAUUCCUGAGCUCCUGAACCAGUUCUCUGCUGGCAUUGCUGGGACAGGCUUAGCUGUUCUUUUUUCUGUCAUUUGUAAAGUAGCUUGUGGGAGUGUACCCUUCUGUUCGUCUAAACUCUUCAGCACAGGACUUGGCUUUGGACUGGUUUGGCUCUCUUGGGCAGUAAAUAGACUGAGGGACUCAGUUGUCUACAUCAGCAAAAAUGCAGGCAAGUUGGAUUUGAAGGAGGAUGAGAUGAUAAGCAGAGUGGAUGAAAGUGUUAAUCAGAUUUACUUCAGAGCUGCAACAUUGAUGGCAGCCGCAAUGCUGAGGCUUGCAUGGAGGUAGAUGAAGAUUGAAGUCUGGCAGAUGCUAAUAGUUUGGAUAACAUCUUGACCAGCUAGGAGCCUCGAUUGUAAAUGCAGUAGCAGGUGCUGAUCAGAGGAAGUCAAAGUUUGUUGAGUUUGGAGAUGAAUGUGAAGUGAGAAGGCAUAAAUCAGAGGAUAGAUGCAAGGGUUGACUUUGAGCACGAGAUAGAAGUAAUAGCUUGUUUAUAUAUGGUAGAGGUCAUAAAUUGUAAAAGGAGGCCGUCCUUGCUAAGAAAAUGAUACACACAAUGCAAAAUUUUCAUGUUGAAGUUUAACCGAUUCUUGGCUACUGUGUAUGCCGAUUUGUCACCAUACCAGACAUAUUUCAUGUUGUGCAGUGUUAACUCAGCAAUUUGCAUUGUCUGGGGAGAGAAUUUUACACCCUAGGAUGGGCAUGG